Messenger RNA from Canis lupus familiaris (dog), 3902 nucleotides. It is a transcript of the gene ZWILCH, whose product is annotated as zwilch kinetochore protein. Lineage: Eukaryota; Metazoa; Chordata; Mammalia; Carnivora; Canidae. Gene Ontology annotation, biological process: mitotic spindle assembly checkpoint signaling; protein localization to kinetochore. Gene Ontology annotation, cellular component: RZZ complex. The coding region runs from base 104 to 1879 and encodes 591 amino acids. The transcript has 19 exons. The record is from RefSeq and is a predicted model, not a curated record.
GGCGGGAAACGUAGUCCCGGCGAGGGGGUCACGACCCCGGACGUCAGCGUCCGGCGCGCAGUUCGGUUUGGCGGCUCAGGAUUUGCAGUGCGAGCCGGCUGCGAUGUGGCCGCGGGUGAACCGAGCUGCUGAGGAGUUUUACUGUCGUCUCCUGCAGGAAUUUGAUGAAGAAAAGAAAGGAAUCCAUAAUGAUCCAUUUAUCUAUGAGGCUGAUGUUCAAGUGCAGUUGAUCAGCAAAGGCCAACCUAACCCUUUGAAAAAUAUCUUAGAUGAAAAUGACGUUGUAUUCAUCGUGGAGAAAUUGCCUUUAGAGAAGGAAGAAACAAGUCAUGUCGAAGAACCACAAUGUGAAGAAACUGCUAUUUCUGAUCUCUCUACUGGGGAGAAUGUUGGACCACUUGCUUUACCAGUGGGGAGAGCAAGGCAGUUAAUUGGACUUUACACCAUGGCUCACAAUCCUAAUAUGACCCACUUGAAGAUUCAUCAUCCAGUUACUGCCCUUCCUCCCUUGUGGGUAAGGUGUGACAGUUCAGAUCCUGAAGGGACCUGUUGGCUGGGAGCUGAACUUGUCACCACAAACAGCAUUGCAGGAAUUGUUUUAUAUACAGUCAGUUGUAAAGCUGAUAAAACUUACUCUGUAAAUCUGGAAGACCUGAAAAGUUCACAUAAGAAAAGACAUCACUUGUCUAUUGUAACAACCAGGGGCUUUGCCCAGUAUGAGCUCUUUAAGUCCACAGCCUUGGAUGACACACUUGCUGCAUCACAAACUACAAUUACUUUGGAUAUUUCCUGGAGUCCUGUGGAUGAGAUUCUUCAAAGCCCUCCGCUGUCUUCAACUGCAACUCUGAACCUUAAAGUGGAGUCGGGAGAGCCCAGAGGUCCUUUGAAUCAUCUUCAGAGAGAACUGAAAUUUCUCCUUGUUUUGGCUGAUGGUUUGAGGACUGGUGUAUCUGAAUGGCCUGAGCCUCUAGAAGUAAAAUCUGCUGUUGAACUUGUGCAAGAAUUUCUGAAUGACUUAAAUAAGCUGGAUGAAUUUGGUGAUUCUACAAAGAAAGACACAGAGAUAGUAAAGCAUGACAGUGCUGCAGUUGACCGCUCCAUUGAGUGUCUCUUCACUGUACGGGGGGAUCUCGACUUUGCUGAGCAGCUGUGGUUCAAAAUGAGUGGUAGUGUGGUUUCAUACCAAGACUUGGUGAAGUGUUUCACACUGAUCAUCCAGAGUCUGCAACGUGGUGAUAUACAGCCAUGGCUCCACAGUGGAAGUAACAGUUUAUUAAGUAAGCUUAUUCAUCAGUCUUAUCAUGGAACCAUGGACACAGUUACUCUCAGUGGGACUAUUCCAGUUAAGAUGCUUUUGGAAAUUGGUCUGGACAAACUAAAGAAAGAUUUUAUCAGUUUCUUCAUAGGUCAGGAACUUGCAUCUUUAAAUCAUUUGGAAUAUUUCAUUACUCCAUCAGUAGAUAUACAAGAACAGGUGUAUCGUGUUCAAAAACUCCACCAUAUUCUAGAAAUAUUAGUCAGUUGCAUGCUUUUCAUUAAACCCCAACACGAGCUCCUCUUUGCUUUAACACAAUCCUGCAUAAAAUAUUACAGACAAAAUCCUCUUGAUGAGCAACACGUUUUUCAGCUGCCAGUUAGACCAGCUGCUGUAAAAAAUUUGUAUCAAAGUGAGAAGCCACAGAAAUGGAAAGUGGAAAUAAGUGGUGGUCAGAAGAAGGUGAAAACAGUUUGGCAACUGAGUGACAGCGCACCUGUAGACCAUCUGAGUUUCCACAAACCUGGUAAAGAUGAUGUUUCUGAAUUAACAUUGAAUGGUAGCCUAGAAGAAAGGAUCUUCUUCACUAACCUGGUUACCUGCAGCCAGGUGCAUUUCAAGUGAAGUGUGCUGAUGGAGUCCUUUGUAAGUUUUUAAAUCCCAGCACAAGACCCAAAAAUAUAUAUAUAUAUAUUUUUAAUCACAGAGCCUGAAAACAGAAAUGUAUAUAAACCUUCAAAGCAGAGAAAGGAGGAAGAUCCUGAAGAUCCUUGAUGAAAGAUUAAUCUAUAAAACCUGUAACCCCGUCUCAGCUCUGGCUCCGUAGGAGGAGCAUCAGGAGAACUGCAGAGAUGAGUACACAGAGGGUGCAGACUGUAGGUACCACGAUCUCUGUCACCAUCUGCAUGUGACUUAGCAGAGGCUCUGAAAUGGCAGAGAAAACAUCACAAAUGACAGUGUCAUCAUUUCAACGAAUAAUAGCUUCAUCCUGAAAGAUGCAACUGUAUUGGGAAAAACUUGGAAAAUGCAUCAUCAAGCUUUGUAGUUAUUUUCACUUGCUCCAAAAGAGAACAUGGUGAAUAAAUGUUACAAAAAAAUUAUGUGAGGGUUUUAUAAAAUAUUUCACAAAAUAUUUCACAAAAUAUAAGAUAAAUAAUUCCUACAUUUGGUUCUUCCAUAGGUAUUGGAAUAAAAUCUAAGUGUUAUACUUACUAUAAAUUAAUGUGAGAAAAUUAACAGACAUGUUCCACAGUUUCUGUUUUCACUGGGCGGGGGGCGGUGGGGGGGCAUUGUGAAAGAAAAAUCCUUGAGAAACAUCUCCAACCUUUCAAAGAUGUUAUUGUGUAUCUUAAGAGGUAUAGAAGUUUCCAUAUUGAAAGUUCAUGGGACAAUUCUUGCAUAGCUAAGUAAUCUUGAAGAGUUGAACAAUAAGCAUGUUCCAUGUACUUGAUUAUAGUAGUGGACAUUUAUGUAAUUCCUGCUUUUAGGUCUUGUGCCUGGCACCUUGGCUACCAUGAUAAAUAAGGCCUGAGGCCCUGCUCCUACAGAAUUCAGUAAAUCUAUAUCGUGUGUCUAGGUGAUAAAAUACAAGUUUAUUUUGGUUUAAAGGAAUAUGCAUCCUUAAUUAAUAUCAUCUGGUUAUUUAGAUGGGAGCAGGGCACAGUAGUAAUGUAUUGGCCUAUAUAAAAAGAGCUGAAUUAGAAAAAGAAAAAAUAACUGGUAGGAUUUGUUUCAUCUAGCACUUUCCAUCUCUCAUACCACAUUAAAGAUGGGUUUGUUAAAACAGGAAGUAUAUUUCUCUGAUUCCCCUUAGAGAAAGAAUUGAAGGAAACAAAAUGUGCUGGCAUUCAUUGAUGUGUAGAUGCAUCUUUGUUAUACAUCUCAGAGCUUUUUAGAUCCUAUUGCACAAGAAACCAUGCCUUCCAUGAGGUCAGGGACCUUAUUUUAUUGCUAUAUACCCCAGGGCUUACAACAACCCCUGCUAAUAGUGAGUGCUUAAUAAUUACUUGCUGAAUGAGUGAGUAUAAUAUCUGGCGUAUCCUUCGCCUUUUCUUUAUUGGAAUAUGCUUACAUUUUCCCCUCCUUCCACAAAGCCCACCAUAACAAAAAUAGGUUUAUAAAUUGACAGAUGACUCACAAAGAAUAAAACGAGGGUGAAUAAAAUAUUUCUUUUGUGGUAGAUUUUUAAAAUAUUAUUUGAAAUGCUUAUAAAACAAAUUUAACAUUGUUUCAAAGUGAAGGAAAAAAUCAUUUUUUUAAUUGUAUGCUUUGGAAUGAUUGACUUCAGAUAGAUCCACAUUUUGAGGUUUUGGUAACAUCAUUAUAUGUGUAAUCAUGUGCCUUAACUGUUGAAGGGAAAAAUUAAAAUAUACUUACCUGCAGCAAGCAUCUGGUUGUUGAUAGAACAAGUUUCCAAGGCUUUGAGAUACCAACUUUCCACCUAAUAAAAACCGACUAGAUAAGUAAUGUCAUAUAGACUAAUUUUUUGCUAUUUGAAAUCAUUUUUGAAAUAAUGUGGGAUUAAAAGAAUUUAAAUCUGCCUGGAGUUUAAAUUAGUUAAUAUUUAUUGUAUUGCCUAUGUGCAUCAUUGUGAGGGAUUAAAGAAAAAAAAAAAACCUACAAAACCAGUCUUUAUUUUUGAGGACCU